AAGCUUGCUCUCUCAAGUAUCACGGACACUCCUAAAUCGCUCUUCGCUUUCGCAUCCCCAUUUAUAAGCAGACGUAUCUCUGCUGAACGACGGAUAUGGUGUACAUUGGGAUCCCCAAGAACUAUACGACUUCCCCGUCCUCGUUUGCCGGGACGCCGUCUCUUACGAUAAAUCAUGAAGCUACCGUCGAUCUUGACUCGACAAAUGCAUUCGAAGGACCUGAAAAGCUUCUAGAAGUCUGGUUCGCUCCGUCUGCUAAGAAUCUCCUCGGAGCUUCUGAGCCUACCGGCCUUAAGGCCGUUCCUGCGGAAAUAUGGAAAGACAUGCUUGACCUCGUAAACUGCAAGGUGCUGUCUAUCGUGGAGUCCGAUGAUGUCGACGCCUAUCUCCUUUCCGAGUCCAGCAUGUUUGUCUGGCCUCACAAACUGAUCCUCAAGACUUGUGGCACGACCACACUGCUAUCCGGAUUACCACGUAUUUUGGAGAUUGCGGCUCUCUUUGCCGGAUUCCCGAAGUCCACUGCCCCUACGUCGAGGGGAAUUGGCGUUGCUGCUGCGCCUUAUCGUGUGUUUUACAGUCGGAAGAAUUUCCUCUUUCCAGACCGCCAGCGCGGCCCUCACCGCAGCUGGAGAGAUGAGGUCAAUACCUUGGACAAGCUUUUCCUUGGUGGAAGCGCUUACAUGAUUGGAAAGAUGAACGGGGAGCAUUGGUACUUGUACUUGACCGAGCCAUAUACUACGCUGACUCCUCCCGAGAGUCCUACGCAUGAGACCCAGACCAAGGUUCUCAAUUUGCCUGGAGAUAUGGCUGCGGCCAAAACCGAAGUGGAGAAGGGCGAAGAGUAUGACGAAACGCUUGAGAUCCUGAUGACGGACCUGGAAGAGGAGAACGCCAAGCAGUUCUAUCUCGACCAUGCGAGUGCGGUCGCAGAAACCCGUUACAGGGAGAUCGAGCAGGAGAGCAAAGAUCACUUCGACGUGUUCAGCAACUCUUCGGACAUGAGUGACGAGGGCUCCGACGGCGGCAAGACCUUGCCCCCGGAGCUCACUACGGAAGGACAUGCGCUGGGAACUGUCGUAUCGGAGACCAGUGGAUUGUCGGACGUCUACCCGACCAGCAAAUAUCCCGAGUCUCGCAUAGAUGCGUAUCUGUUCACUCCCUGCGGAUUUUCUGCUAACGGUGUUAUUCCGGCCCCUGAAGGUGCAUCUGGGACGCACUACUUCACUGUGCACGUCACACCGGAACCUCACUGUUCCUACGCGUCUUUUGAGACAAACGUGCCCCAUGCGCAGAAGGGCCGGGAGACUGCUGACAUCGUCAAGCACGUUGUGGACAUUUUCAAACCUGGACGUUUCAGCGUGACUCUCUUCGAGGCGAAGCCAGGCGUCGAUCAAGCCGACAGCGACGUCGACAGCGUUAAGACGCUUUCUCGUCACGCUGCUCGCCGGAAUGCCGGGAUGGAGCAAAUCCCCGGUUACCGCCGGGUUGACCGUAUCGUCCACGAUCUCGAUGGCUACGAUCUGGUUUUCCGCUACUAUGAGCGCAACGACUGGAAGGGCGGUGCCCCGAGGAUUGGAGAGUAUGGGUUCUGAUGAAUCUGGGGUCGUUUCCC
Molecule: messenger RNA, 1612 nt
Organism: Paecilomyces variotii
Lineage: Eukaryota; Fungi; Ascomycota; Eurotiomycetes; Eurotiales; Thermoascaceae
Product: S-adenosylmethionine decarboxylase proenzyme
Exons: 2
Coding region: 96-1592 (498 amino acids)
Biological process (GO): spermidine biosynthetic process; spermine biosynthetic process
Cellular component (GO): cytosol
Molecular function (GO): adenosylmethionine decarboxylase activity
Source: RefSeq, a predicted model, not a curated record